Molecule: messenger RNA, 1033 nt
Organism: Lactuca sativa (garden lettuce)
Lineage: Eukaryota; Viridiplantae; Streptophyta; Magnoliopsida; Asterales; Asteraceae
Gene: MORF3
Product: plastid developmental protein DAG
Biological process (GO): cytidine to uridine editing; mitochondrial mRNA modification
Cellular component (GO): mitochondrion
Source: RefSeq, a predicted model, not a curated record
CAAUUGUACCAUUUUCCCAUUUUAAUAGAUUCGUCGUGUCGAUUCAUCCGUCGGAAGCCCUACCAGAACCCUCCGAGCGUAAACGCAUACUUUCGAUAAAGAAGACACCGGCCACCUAUGGCGAGCGUCUCCACCAGACGUACCCUAACCUCUAUAUUCUCUCGUCUCAGAUCAUCACCAUCAUCUUCAAUCACUUAUCGCUCUCGAUUUGCUCUCCCACUCCUGGACCACCAUUACCAAUCUCCACAACUCGCUCCUAGAAUCCCUGUUCGACUCAAAACAUCCGGGUCGGGUUAUUCUCCCUUGAACGAUCCAUCACCAAAUUGGAGCAACCGUCCCCCAAAGGAGACUAUUUUGCUUGAUGGCUGCGAUUAUGAACAUUGGCUUAUCGUCAUGGAGUUCCCCACCGACCCUAAACCCUCCGAAGAUGAAAUGAUAAAUUCCUAUGUCAAAACCCUAGCUUCUGUUCUCGGAAGUGAGGAGGAGGCAAAGAAGAAGAUUUACUCUGUUUCAACAACAACUUAUACUGGAUUCGGUGCUUUGAUAUCUGAGGAGUUAUCCUACAAAGUCAAAGGUCUACCUGGUGUUCUUUGGGUUUUGCCUGACUCAUAUCUUGAUGUUCCCAAUAAAGAUUAUGGAGGGGAUCAAUUUAUUGAUGGGCAAGUGAUACCGCGUCCUCAGUACAGAUUUGCAGACAGACAACAAAACACAAGGCCGCGUCCACGGCCACGAUACGAUAAACGCCGUGAGACGAUGCAAACUAUACGUAGAGAGCCGGUUCAAAGAGAGGGGUGGGCCCACGAUCGGAGAGAUACUAUUGCUCAGCCUCCGGCCGCCUACCCUGCCGCCCAAAAUGGUGGUGGAGGGUUUACGGAAAACUAGGGUUUGCUUUUGGAAUCUUAAAACAAAUUUGGAUAAGUUAAAGUUUAGUAAGUGGAUUUUUCUAGUGAUGUUAGCUUGUUUUGCAUAUGAUGUUUUUGAGAGCACUUUGUUUAUCUAUAUUUUUGUGUGAUUUCAUUGCUAAUUUUGGAUA